AUGGCACUGUUAGCUCCUGGAACCCCUGAAAAGCAGGUGGAUGAGGGAGGCUUGCUGAUGCAUCCGCUGGGGCUCUGCAAUAGCAACGAUGAAGAGGACUUGUAUGAAUACGGCUGGGUCGGAGUGGUGAAGCUGGAGCAGCCGGAGCUGGAGCCCAAGCCGUGCCUCACCGUUCUGGGCAAGAUAACAACAGAUCGAUGGGUCCUGUCCAUCAUCCGAGAGGGCUACAGAAUCGAGUUUGUUCAGGCUCCUCCACCAUCAGGUCUCAUCGUCACACCUCCAUCGCCGGUCCUCCUGCAGGAAGUAGAAAACCUUAUCACAAAACACACCAUAGAGCCUGUUACCACUGACUCCCCAGUCACUGGCUUCUACUCCCGCUAUUUUGCAGUGCCAAAAAAGGACGGAGGCCUGCACCAAAUCAUGGACCUCAGAGCUCUAGAUCAGGCCAAGCGGGCAGUGCAAAGAGGGGCCACAGCGGUCAUUUUCGAUGUGUCUGAGAAUCCAGAUGCCAUUGAUCAGUUGAACCAAGGCUUGGAAGACCCUCUGAAGAGACCAGUCGUGUAUGUGAAAGGGGCUGAUGCCAUCAAACUGAUGAACAUUGUCAACAAGCAGAAGGUUGCCCGGGCCAGAAUACAGCACCGGCCUCCCCCGCAACCUACGGAAUACUUCGACAUGGGGAUUUUCUUAGCCUUUUUUGUCGUGGUGUCUCUUGUUUGCCUUGUUCUUCUUGUCAAGAUCAAACUGAAGCAGCGCCGCAGCCAGAGUUCCAUGAACAGGCUGGCUGUGCAGGCGCUGGAAAAGAUGGAGACACGGAAGUUCAGAUCCAAGCUGAAAGGGCGCUCUGAAGAGAGCUGUGGUGCUCUGGAUACGCUCAGCAGCAGUUCCACCUCUGACUGUGCUAUUUGCCUGGAGAAAUACGUUGAUGGGGAGGAGCUGCGUGUGAUUCCUUGUGCUCACCGGUUCCACCGGAAGUGUGUGGACCCAUGGCUUCUGCAGCAUCACACAUGCCCGCAUUGUCGCCAUAACAUCAUAGAGCAAAAGAAAGGAUCCCCAGGACAGAUGUGUGAAGAAUUUGCUAGCCAGAUGCGUAGCCGGCAGCAGCAGCAGCAGCGGCCUAUGAUCCUUCCGGUUCAUUAUCCUGGCAGAGUUCACAGAGCCAGUCAGGUCACUGCAUACCCAACCCGGACUAGUAUGGACCACCAUGGGAACCCUAUCACAGUCCUGACGGUGGACCGGCAUGGGGAGACCCCUGCCUUCAUCCGGAGCUACCAGCCUCUCCACUUGGAUCACACUUUGAGUGCCCAUCCGUGUGGGGUGGAGCAUAGGGCCUAUCCCGCUGCACCCCCUUUCCGGAGGCCCAAGUUCAGUGGCCAUAACUUUUCCAAACCUGCUUGUUUUUCACAGUAUGGAACCAUGUUUCAGCACUACUAUUUCCAAGGCCUGAGCUACCCAGAGCAGAAUGGGCAGCUUCCCCUGGGCAUGGCUGCCAAGGGCCCUGCUCGUGCCUUCCAGCCUGUGGGCAGCAGGCUUUUCCCUCCAGUGGUCCACAUUGCCCCCCCAUCCCACCUGGAGAGCAGCAGCACUUCGAGCUUCAGCUGUUACCACGGCCAUCGCUCAGUAUGCAGUGGCUACCUGGCGGAUUGUCCGGGCAGUGACAGCAGCAGCAGCAGCAGUGGCUCUGCCCAGUGCCGUUGCUCCUCCAGUGACUCCGUGGUGGACUGCACGGAGGUGAGCAACCAAGGCGUCUAUGGGAGCUGCUCCACCUUCCGGAGCUCUCUGAGCAGUGACUAUGACCCGUACAUCUAUCGCAGCAAAAGCCCCUGCCGGGGGAGCGAAGGGGGUGGGGUGAGCAGAGGGACCGUGGUUCUCGUGGAAGGACUCCAUUCCUCCCGCCCCGCUGGGGGGGAAUGCUUCCCUGUGUCGGCUGCCUCUGCAGGGGACCAGCUUUCAGACUGCAGCCUAGAGAUGAAUUACAGCAGCAGCAGCAGCUCCUCGCUGGAGCACAGGGAGCUCGCCACCGCUGUCGUCUCGGAGGGAGGCCUCGAAGCCCUCUCUGGGGCAGCAGCUGGAGACUCAAGCCAGACCUGCAGAGGGACUCAGGAGCAAGCCUGUGACUGCCACCAGGAGGCCACAGGCAGGGGGGCUGAAUGCAGCACACUUCUCCUGGGGCCGCCAUUUUGGACAGGAUGUGGCCCUGGGCCAGAGCCUCCUGGAGGGAGAAGCCGGGGCUUGUACAGUAUUCGGACGGAAGGGGGGGGGGAAUGCGAGGCCUUGCCGUGUUGCUUCUAUGAAGAGAAGCAGGUGACCAGCAGCAGCAGCCCCAGCCAAGCUGCCUGCUAUGCAGAGGACUGUUCCGUGAACGUGCAGUACGUGUAUGCGGAGGACUCCUUGCCCAGCUGCUACACAGCGGGGUGCGACCUGGGCCAGCGGAUCACCAUCAUUCCCGAAGACAGAGAUUGUGAGCUGCCGGCAGUGCCCAUGGAGUGCCGAGGAGACAGCAGCAGUCUUUGGGAAGGGCCGUGCGAGAUGGACUCUUGUGGGCUCCGGCCAGCUCCAGGGGAGGGGCACAGCAAGCUGGAAGAGGAGUUGUGCUACCCAUCAAUAGACUCUCUGCAGAAGGAGGCCCGGGGGCGUUUUCUGAGCCCUGUCCUGAGUUGUCCUGAGGCUGCCCCAGUGUUGGCAGGAAGCACCCAGAUAUCAGGCAAGUAA
Messenger RNA from Heteronotia binoei (common prickly gecko), 2709 nucleotides. RefSeq names its product zinc and ring finger 3 (gene ZNRF3). Gene Ontology annotation, molecular function: frizzled binding; ubiquitin protein ligase activity. NCBI's taxonomy places the organism in Eukaryota, Metazoa, Chordata, Lepidosauria, Squamata, Gekkonidae. The transcript has 9 exons. The record is from RefSeq and is a predicted model, not a curated record. Bases 1 to 2709 code for a protein of 902 amino acids. Gene Ontology annotation, biological process: Wnt receptor catabolic process; ubiquitin-dependent protein catabolic process; negative regulation of canonical Wnt signaling pathway.